Cladophialophora psammophila CBS 110553 is the source of this 1602-nucleotide messenger RNA. RefSeq names its product cytochrome P450, family 51 (sterol 14-demethylase). Gene Ontology annotation, biological process: ergosterol biosynthetic process. The record is from RefSeq and is a predicted model, not a curated record. Lineage: Eukaryota; Fungi; Ascomycota; Eurotiomycetes; Chaetothyriales; Herpotrichiellaceae. Bases 1 to 1602 code for a protein of 533 amino acids. Gene Ontology annotation, molecular function: monooxygenase activity; iron ion binding; oxidoreductase activity, acting on paired donors, with incorporation or reduction of molecular oxygen. The transcript is spliced from 2 exons.
AUGGGUCUGCUCGCGACACUGUCAAAGCCGGCCGAGCGUCUCCUUGUCUCUUUGCCCAUCUGGCAACUCGCUCUCCUUGGCUUUGCGGCCUUCCUUGUGCUUUGCGUGGCAUGGAAUGUCGUGAGGCAGGUCUUGUUGAAAGAUAAGAACGCGCCGCCGGAGGUCUGGAGUUGGUUCCCCGUGCUGGGAAAUACAAUAUGGUACGGCAUGGACCCUUUCGACUUCUUUUUCACCUGCAAAGAAAAAUACGGCGACGUCUUCACCUUCAUCCUGCUUGGCCGACGAGUCACCGUUUGUUUGGGGACCAAGGGCAACGAGUUCAUAUUGAAUGGCAAGCUGAAGGAUGUCAACGCUGAGGAGAUAUAUACCGGACUGACCACACCGGUGUUUGGGGAAGGUGUGGUGUACGACUGUCCAAACUCAAAAUUGAUGGAACAGAAGAAGUUUGUGAAGUUUGGGCUCACUAUGGAGGCAUUUCAGUCCUAUGUCGACUUGAUCUCGAGUGAGACGCGGUCAUUCGUGGAGAAGGGAAAGGUCUUUCAGGCUCAUUCUGGGAAAAUUGACAUUGUCCCCACCAUGGCCGAGCUGACUAUCUAUACGGCGUCACGAUCGCUUCAGGGCCCUGAAGUGCGGGCCAAAUUCGACUCGACCUUUGCUGACUUGUACCACGACCUGGACAUGGGGUUUUCGCCCAUCAACUUCAUGCUAUCAUGGGCUCCUCUCCCGCAUAACCGCAAGAGAGACAUUGCACAAAAAAAGAUGACGGACACGUACAUGGAAAUCAUCAAGCAACGACGCGAUGCUGGCGGCAAGCGGGAAAAGGGAGAUGAAGACAUGAUUUGGAAUCUGAUGGGCUGCACCUACAAGGAUGGCACGCCCGUGCCCGACAGGGAAGUGGCACAUAUGAUGAUUGCGCUUUUGAUGGCGGGCCAACACUCAUCUUCCUCCACCUCGAGUUGGAUUCUAUUGAGACUUGCAACGAGACCAGAUAUCCAGGAGGAUUUGCUGGAGGAGCAAAAACGUGUGCUAGGGGAGGACUUGCCACCCCUGACAUACGAGAACCUGCAGAAACUUACCCUGAAUGCCCAGGUGGUCAAAGAGACAUUGAGAUUACACGCCCCAAUCCACAGCAUUCUUCGCAAGGUCAAGUCGCCGAUGACAAUCGUGGCGAAUACUCCCACCACGACGAAGACAUAUCAAAUACCGACCACCCACACACUUCUGUCCGCACCUGGCGUGACGUCGCGAGAAUCCGAGUUCUUCCCCGACCCAAUGACCUGGGAACCACACCGUUGGGAUGAAGGUCACCCCCUUGCAUACACGCGAAUGGGCAUGGAUAAGGAAGAAUUCGAAGACUACGGAUACGGCAUGAUCAGCAAGGGUGCUUCUUCACCAUAUCUCCCAUUUGGCGCGGGCCGACACCGGUGUAUUGGCGAGCAAUUUGCGUAUGUACAGUUGGGAGCGGUGCUCGCUACGAUCGUGAGACUGGUGAAAUUGCGACAGAUUGAGGGCAAGGAGUUGGUGCCCACGGAUUAUUCGAGUCUAUUUUCGAGGCCAAUGGCCCCCGCUGUGGUGGAGUUUGAGAAGAGAGAAAAGGCGUAG